GUCCGGCAGCACUGUUGGAUUCGCUGUUUUCUAUAAAAUUUACACAUCCACAAAUUGUUAAAGUUUCCAAAAAUCCUUAGACAUUCCGUCUUGCUGAUUCAGGACCCGUGUCAUGGCGCCUCCGGCAGCGAGGGCUCGCUAUAUAGCCAACAAAGCAGACAACCAGGUGCUUACCAAGAAGCCUCCCAAGCGUUUGGGCCUCAAUGGCAAAAGCGAGAAGGAGGCCGGCAAUAAGAAAGAUAAAGAUGCCAAAAAGCGCAAGCAAGCGGGGAGUAGUUCCCAGGAAAAGGCCAACCCAAACCCAAUUAUGCCAAGUGUGAACACUGCCUUCAAGUCCUUUGUAAGCGUCCGGCUCUGCAGUGCCAUUUGGGCCUACAUUGCGGACUGUGACGAGACCUUUAACUACUGGGAACCACUACACUACAUCAUCAACGGUCAUGGGUUGCAGACGUGGGAGUACAGUCCCCAGUUCGGGCUGCGAUCCUACACUUAUCUGCUCCUUCAGGGCGUACCCGGUUACUUUUACCAAAAGAUAUUCAAUCCAAAUCCCAUAUUAAUCUUCUACAUGGUGCGGUGUAUGCUUGGAUUUGCCUGUGCCGUUAUGGAACGUUACAUGUAUAAAUCCAUUUGCCGGGAGUUUGGCAUACAUAUCGGUCGCCUGUGGCUAAUUUUCCAGCUCUUCAGCGUGGGAAUGUUCGUGUCUAGCACCGCUCUCUUGCCUUCUUCAUUCUCCAUGUACUUCGGGUGCGCUGCCCUGGCCGCCUGGUGGCAGACCCAUUAUGAGUUGGCUAUAUUCCUGACUGCAAUAUCCGCCCUGUUAGGCUGGCCUUUUGCUGCCCUGAUUGGCGUGCCUCUGGUUCUGGAGCUCGUGAUAAGACGACGGGAGUGGAAAACAUUCGUGCAAUGGACUCUGAUCUCGGGAGCCGUGGUGGCCUUGCCUAUGAUUGCCAUAGACACUAGCUACUUUGGCAAGCUAACCUUCGCUCCUUUAAAUAUUGUGUGGUACAAUGUUUUCACCAGCCAUGGACCAAAUAUAUUUGGCACUGAACCUCUCAGCUACUACAUCGUCAAUGGUUUCCUUAACUUCAACAUAAUAUGGCUCCUUGCACUCCAGCUGCCAAUCAUGCUGGUAAUGGACUACCUGAUUGUACCGGCAAAGUCAAAGUCCACGCUCAAUUUCCCCCACUACAUCUCGCUAGCUCCGCUCUAUCUUUGGCUGUUGGUGUUUUUUGCACAAGCCCACAAGGAGGAGCGGUUCCUAUUCCCGGUUUACCCACUGAUCUCUCUUUGUGGCGCCAUCACCGUGGAUGUGUACCAGCGCAUCUUUUUCCGCUUAAAGUCGCUGGUGUUCAAAAUCAAAUCUGGAGUGCACUAUCUCGACCAAAGUAUGUUCAUAGCCAUUUUGGUAAUGGUAACCAGCACGCUUCUGGGACUAUCACGGGUGUUUGCCCUGUACAGGAACUAUCAUGCACCCAUGGACCUGAUGCUAGAGCUCCAUCAAUUCAAAGCCACUCCGCAGUAUAACCCGAAUAUGAUCUACAAUGUGUGCAUUGGCAAAGACUGGCAUCGAUAUCCAGGCAGCUUUUUCUUCCCAGCGCACAACUUUCGAUUGCGUUUCCUCAAGUCCGAGUUCCGUGGCAUGCUUCCGGCGUAUUAUGUGAAUGGAGCGAAUGCCACCAAAGUGGUGCAUCCAUACUUUAACGAUCUCAACCAAGAAAACGAGCAUAUGUACUUUGAUUACGAUCGCUGCGACUUCCUUGUGGACUUUGACGAUGGUAAAUACACGGCCUUGGAGCCAAACUAUUCGAAACGUUCCAAGGAAUGGUUGGUGAUGAAGAGCUUGCCUUUCCUCAUACCGGAGAAGUCUCAUAAGGUGUUCCGUGCCUUCUACGUGCCAUUCCUCACAGACAAUCACAUUCAGUACGGUAACUUUAACCUUCUAAAAAGGAAGCCGAAACGAAACGGAAGGUGAAGGUUGACCCCGAUUGAAG
This is a messenger RNA of Drosophila bipectinata, 1991 nucleotides long. RefSeq names its product alpha-1,2-mannosyltransferase Alg9 (gene Alg9). NCBI's taxonomy places the organism in Eukaryota, Metazoa, Arthropoda, Insecta, Diptera, Drosophilidae. Gene Ontology annotation, biological process: protein N-linked glycosylation. The record is from RefSeq and is a predicted model, not a curated record. Gene Ontology annotation, cellular component: endoplasmic reticulum membrane. Gene Ontology annotation, molecular function: alpha-1,2-mannosyltransferase activity.